GAAGCAGCGCAGAUCUGCGGAUGAACAUCUGGGAUAUUUGACUUUACUGUGAAAGAAGCUGAAGAGCGGACACUGGAAGGACUGAGCCUCCUGUUUGAGCAUUUCAGCCUUUUUUCAUUUUUUCACAUUUUUAUUUCUAAUGUUCCAUGUGUGAUGGCUAAUGUGUCAUCUCUUGAUGUGGGAGUUUUGUUUCUAAUUGUGGUGACAGCAUCGGUGACAAACGGUUUUUCAUCCAGUAAAGAUGUAAUCCAGAGGAGGGAGCUGGAGGCGCUCCGACUGACUGCGCCCCUGCCCAUCGCUGCCGCCUCUGCUUCUCCAGCUGGCGAGUCGACGUCCUGCUCCGACUGCGACCCUCCGGGAGCCAGGAGGCGGGCCAAGAGGUGCACAUGUUACACCUACAAAGACAAGGAGUGUGUGUAUUACUGCCACCUGGACAUCAUCUGGAUCAACACACCAGAGCACACAGUUCCAUAUGGUAUUUCCAGUUACCAGGGCUCCCUGCGGAUGAAGCGUUCUGCUGGGAUCGGGCGGGGGAGGGGGGGGUCCGAGGCCCAGCGCUGUGUGUGUGCACUGAGGAGCGACACCGAAUGCAGCAGCUUCUGUACAGACAGGCAGACGAAGCCUAAAACAGACGUGAAAAGAACGACUCAGCACAAGGAAUGAACACACAGUGACUCAUUUCUGAAAAAUGGACGCGUGUUUUUAAUGUGCUCUGUACCUUGUCAUCAGACGGAUGGAUUAUUAACCACCGAGCCGCUCUGCUUGCACAAAAACCUUCAGUCUUUUGAGGUUCCAGCUGAGAUGCUACAACAUGGAGCUGUUGUCCCCCAGCGUGCUGCAUGUGUCUGCUCAGCAGGCGUGGACCAUGUUUUUCAUUAUCUAUCACAACCAAGGAUAGUUACCGUGGCCAGCAGGAGUGAGUGGACCGUGAAAGACUGAGCAGACUGUGUAAAAUCCACUCAUAUGUCGGCGCCCCGUCACAUGGAGGUCAGUUCAAGAGCUGCCGCUGCCGUCGGACUCCAUAACCUCAUCCUGUAUCACUCCAACAUCAGCAGCAGAAGCAGGUCAUGUGACUGUUUCCUCCACCGGGAAAAAACAUUUAACUGCUCUGUCACCGCCUCUGAAACAUCCAAGAUUCGACUUUGGUUUGUAGGUUUCCCCUCAUGAAUGGAAUUUGUUCAUUUCUAACCAUUUUGUGGAGAUGUCAGCAUUUCAGUGGAUUGUUAUAAUUUUCACUGAAGUUUUGGUGGAUUUAACAAACUGGAAAAUGAAAUUGCUUUUCUGGUGUUUCAGUAUUUCUUCUAUCGAGCUGAAUCUAUGCCACUUCUUGUGUAAAUGAAAUGUGUUUCAGUAUAUAUAAAUUAUAUUUUCAUACAAUACUUAUAUGUACAAUAAAGGUUUAUAAUAAGAUGUUUUAUAUAAAAUGAUAUAUCAUGCUAAUCAGCAGUCCUCUACAGUCUCUAGUCAAGCUGUAAUAUGACCAGUACUAUAAUGCAAUGUUAUUUAUCUUUAUUUACUUUUAUGUGUGAUUCAGACAACAACCAGUCAUCUGCACAGACAGAAUUCUAACACUAGUCGCUUUUCCACUGGACAUCUGUGCAAAACUUUACCGAUAUUUACUA
This is a messenger RNA of Sphaeramia orbicularis (orbiculate cardinalfish), 1622 nucleotides long. RefSeq names its product endothelin-3. Gene Ontology annotation, cellular component: extracellular region. Gene Ontology annotation, molecular function: hormone activity; endothelin B receptor binding. The record is from RefSeq and is a predicted model, not a curated record. Gene Ontology annotation, biological process: intracellular calcium ion homeostasis; regulation of vasoconstriction; vein smooth muscle contraction. The coding region runs from base 154 to 663 and encodes 169 amino acids. The transcript has 4 exons. Lineage: Eukaryota; Metazoa; Chordata; Actinopteri; Kurtiformes; Apogonidae.